AGCCCUCAGCGUUGCCCAAGCAAAACCUCACCGGACUUUUCGCCUUCACGAUCACCACCCGCGACUUGCACCACCGCCAACAUGCCUUCAGGACAAGGAGCCGGUACCAACCCAAUUCACAACAAGAAGCCUAAGGCUGCGAAGAAGGAGCUUGACGAAGACGACAAGGCCUAUCUCGCAAAGCAGCAAGCCGACAAGAAGGCACGCGAGGAGCUAGCCAAGAAGGCUGGCGGAAAGGGCCCUCUGAACACCGGCGGUCAGGGCAUCAAGAAGUCUGGCAAGAAGAAGUGAGUGUGCUACGGUGAAUCUGUUCGCGGACGGAUGGACGAUUGAACGAACGAUUAUGCGGAUACCACGGUGUUUAUCAUAGCGCAGCGGGCUUAUGCCUUCUGUGUGGACUGAAUAAGAUACGUCAUUUGGGAUGUAUUCCUAGCUUGUGUCUGCUUCAUACGGAAACCUUUCUCUUGUGAUUGUAUCCUGUGGCGUGGAACGUUGUGCCCCGGACCAGGAAAACCGCC
Messenger RNA from Paraphaeosphaeria sporulosa, 518 nucleotides. Its product is annotated as translation machinery associated TMA7. Lineage: Eukaryota; Fungi; Ascomycota; Dothideomycetes; Pleosporales; Didymosphaeriaceae. Bases 82 to 291 code for a protein of 69 amino acids. The transcript has 3 exons. The record is from RefSeq and is a predicted model, not a curated record.